GUCGUCACCGUGGCCACUGGAACACGUUUACGUUCAGGCAUUUUCGGCUCGUUAUUAACUCAGUCCAAAAACGUCUUUGUCAGUGGAAGCACGUCUGUUGCUCCAAGUUGAUGCUUCGUAUCGAACUAAUUUCGCGUGUUGUAUAAAUGUUUGCUGAUGGUUUUUAAAUGUUAGAUUUAUGUCGAAAGAAAAAGCGUGAAAUUUAAAAGUGAUCAAGGAGUGUAUAACAAAUGAUUGAUUUUAAAAUGUUUUAAAUAUGUGUAGUGAAUAUCAAAGUUGAUUUUAAUAUUUUAGUUGACGGAAUUACAAAAAAUAUUAAGAAAUUACGAGCAAUUAGAUUUUAUACCAUUUAUAUUUAACUUCACUUAUUGAAAACUCAUUACUACGUUUUAAAAAUGAAUUAUUUGAAAUGGUAGUGUAAUGGAUGGGCCAUAGAAUGAGCGUCUUUCAGGCGCUAAUAUAUUUUAUAUUAGUUUUGUCGUCUAACUACGCUUUCAUAAUCGGAAUUGAUGGACCAUUAUUACACCAAGAAGCUUUAGAAGAUGACAACAUAACUCUGUACUGUGAUACUUCUGGUAUAAGUGAUGACGAACUUUCCUUACUUGUGUGGUACAAAGGAGAUGAAUCUAUUUACAGCUACGACGCUCGAAGUAACAUUGAAUGGUCCAGUCAAACAUUUAAUACUAGCGGUAGAUUAAGUACAGAUUUAAGUAAACGUCCUACUCCACUGUACAUUAGAUCUCUGAGAGCAGAUGAUGAGGCUUUGUACCACUGCAGGGUUGAAUUUCUACUCACCCCUACUAGAUAUACUGGUAUCAACCUCACUAUUAUUGUGCUUCCCAGUAAGCCAUUUUUCCUGGACGAGAUAGGAAAUAAAAUAGAAAAUAAAAUUGGACCAUACUUCGAAGGAGAUACUUUGAUGAUCAACUGCCUUGUAAUUGGAGGGAGACCUUCACCGCAUAUAAAUUGGUACAAUGGCAAGGUUCUUGUAGACGCUUCUGGCAGUGACAGCGACAUACCGAAUGUGAGACAGAAUGAAUUGUAUCUUACACUAACGAGAGACACAAAAAGAAUAACCUGUGAAGCUACGAACACUAUACUAUCUGCCCCUAUAUCGUCGUAUGUAGAUGUAGAAUUAUACCUGUCUGCCAGUAACGUUUCGAUACACUGGCUUCAAGAAAUUAAAGGAAAUACCCUUCAAGCGGGUAACACUUACGCUGUAAAAUGUAAAGCAUAUGAAGUACACCCGUCACCUGAUAUAGCCUGGUGGUUGAAUGACAAUCACCUCACACAGUACAGUAAUCAGACUUGGAAUAAUCUGACAAAGACAGCGGAAUCAUACCUUCAAUUAACACCAACAAUGAAAGACGAUUGGGCAACAUUGGCGUGUGUUACCACCAACCCUGCCAUACCUCCGGGAAAGAAUUCAAAAGCCGAUGUUAUCACGUUGAAUGUUACAUAUGUUCCAAUAGUGGAAGUGUUAACAGUAGGAACCGGUAAAUUAAACGGUGUCAUCGAGAAUGAUACAUUUCGAUUAAUUUGUGAAGUCAAAGCGAAUCCGCGCGUUGAUAGAUUUAUUUGGUAUUUUAAUAAUACAAAUAUCAAUGAAAACAAAGAUUGGCACGAUUAUGUAUUCGGAAAUACGUUGAUAUUUAAAAAAGCUAUGAGAAGGCAUACUGGACCAUAUUCUUGUUCUGCCAAAAGCAGUAUGGGCGAAGGAAAAGCAGAAGAUGUGGAAAUUACUGUAUUUUAUUCACCAGAGUGUACUAAAGGAGUAUCACUAAGGGAUGAAAUAAUUAACUGUCAUGUACAAUCUGAACCUAAUCCUAAUUUAUUUAAAUGGCACAUACGUACAGAUUCAGAGUUCCAAAACAUAACUACACCAUCUCCUUCCAUGCCACUUAGUAUGGUUACGAUCUCAUUAGCAAAAACAGCUAACGUUACGUGCGAAGCGAAGAAUGGGAUUUUAAAGCAACGUAACCCGUGUACUAAGAUAAUUAGUUUCAAACAUCUAAGACCGCAGGCACCACGACAAUGUGAUUUAUCUUACGAAAGUAAUCAGUUCCUAAUACACUGUAUUCCAGUUGAAAAUGCAACACAUUACGAAAUCACCGUGUGGCGGAUGUCAAAGAGUAACGCAUCUUUGAUACUGAAUAGUAAAAGUGCGUUGGGAUUUGGUGCACAGACUCUUAUCCGAAAUGCUGAUGAAGGAUGGCGUAUUGGAGGUCUAUUAGGGACUCUUAGUGAUGGAGACGAGGCGGGCACAGCUGCGUGUAAUCGAUAUGGCAGUUCGGAAAUAUUACUCUUGAGACCUACUGAGAAACUAUUAAAUGACGCGAAACUUCCUUGGUGGUACUCUUUCUUUGAUAAAGACGUGGGUAUUAUAAUUGGCGGUGUUCUACUAAUUGUAGUAUUUAUUAUAUCAACUGCUAUAGCAGUUUGUGCAGCGAGGAGGUCCCGCAUCAAGCAACCAGUGCCUGUCAUACAAGUUGUUGGUAUGGACGAUAUAACGCGAGAGUUUCUGAGCAGUACGAGGGAUUUGAAGGCGCGUUCGUCUUGCAGCCUGCGCUCCCGUAGUAGCGACUACUUGGAAACAGAAGAAGUAGGCUUGACGCAGUGGCGCCACCUGCCAGUCAUACAUGACCCGCCACCUGACGUCACCCUCACCAUGCACAGAGAAAGCGCUGUUUAGUAAACAUCUUUACAUAGAAUGAAGUAUUAUUAAUUUAAAAUAAAUGCUUUUAUUUAU
Molecule: messenger RNA, 2749 nt
Organism: Papilio polytes (common Mormon)
Lineage: Eukaryota; Metazoa; Arthropoda; Insecta; Lepidoptera; Papilionidae
Exons: 13
Coding region: 425-2692 (755 amino acids)
Source: RefSeq, a predicted model, not a curated record